Messenger RNA from Anguilla rostrata (American eel), 3976 nucleotides. Its product is annotated as solute carrier family 46 member 2. Gene Ontology annotation, molecular function: transmembrane transporter activity. Bases 675 to 1937 code for a protein of 420 amino acids. Lineage: Eukaryota; Metazoa; Chordata; Actinopteri; Anguilliformes; Anguillidae. The record is from RefSeq and is a predicted model, not a curated record. The transcript has 5 exons. Gene Ontology annotation, cellular component: membrane. Gene Ontology annotation, biological process: transmembrane transport.
AGCUGCACUCAGUAGAAAGGAGAAAUGAGAUGAGUCUUCCAAACCACUUUGGGGAAACCAAACAAACUGCAUUAUCACUGAUAACCUCACAUUUGUAUUGAACCUUGAUGCAAUGGGCUUGUAGACACAUGAAAUACAUUCAUGUGUCUACAAGCCCAUUGCAUCAAGUUCGGCCCAGAUAAUGUUUCCCACAUAGAUGCUUUGGAUACCCCCUCCUCUGCAAACACUCAAGCAAAUUUUACCUCCAUUUUUACUUUCACAUUGCCGUUUUUCUUCCUCUUCAUAUUUGAGGUCAUUGUGGGUAGAUUUUGAAGUGACACGACCAAAUUCAGUGGUUCCAAUAGCGCCAAAGAAGACUUCAAGGCAGUUGGAUACCAGUGCUGAUCAUCCUGUGACGAAGAAGUUCCACUAGACAGACCAGACGUAGCCUAUUCUUUUUCCCGGACACGACUUCUUUUUGGGACCGAAAAUAUCCAUCAGGCGGGAUUUCUAAAUUCCUAAAAAUGUUCUGUUAAGUUUUGAUCUUUCUAUAGACCGUAUAUAAACAGAUAUUCUAACAUUAUGUUCAUAGCGCCCGCCUGCCAUUGUCCCCUUUUUUGAAAUCCAUAUGGUCACCUUAGUUCCACAACAAAGUAUAAGUACUGCAUCCACCUCCCAGUCCUCUGUCUAUAGCAAUGGGAGGCUUUCUGACAUUAGUGGAACCAGUAGUGGUAAUUAACACUGUAGGCAGCUCGUUUUAUGACACAGCCCUCACUCUCUCUGUCUACAAGCGGGCCCUGGAGCAGGCAGAGGGACACAGCGAUCAGGCCCAGGCACUCGCCUCGCGCUUCCUGCUGCUCAACACCUGUCUGGCCUGUCUGCUGUCCUUCAUAUCGACCGUGCUCCUGGGCUGGCUGGCUGACCGCCACGGCCCCCGCCUACUGCUAGUGCUUCCCCAGAUCGGCUCUGUUGUGAGAAAGAGUUUUCUGCUAGCCUUCGUUCUGUUCCAGCUGCCGCUGGCAGUACUGUAUGUCGGGGCGGCCGUCCACGGCCUUUGCGGCGGGUGGACAGCCUACUGGGGCGGCGUGGUUUCACUAGCUGCCCUCAGCUCAGGUCAUGAGCGGCGUAGCCUGAAGCUCAACGCCGUGGACUUCUGCAGCGGAGUGGCCGGGGUGGUCGGGGGCUUGCUCUCAGGGUACAUAUACCAGCUGGGAGAGUCUGGGGUGCCACUCAUCAUGUCAAGUGUGCUGCUCUGCGUGGGGGGUCUCCUCUACUCUGCCUUCCUGCUGUCAUACCCCAGGCCCCCCAGCAGGGAGGAGGUCAGCCAGUCAGCGCCGUCCCAGGAGCCAGUGUGGACGGACUGGAGGAGCGUGGCCCUGCUCUUCACCGCCAUCGCUUUGUUUGAUGUGGGCAUGAGUGGGGCGGAGGACGUGCUGUCCCUCUACGUGCUGAAGCCGCCCCUCAGCUGGGAUUCAGUUUGGGUGGGCUACGGCAGCGCCGCCACAAGUGCCAUGUACCUGAGCAGCUUCCUGGGUGUGCUGGUCCUGUCCCGUCCCCUAGGGGACACAGCCCUUAUCCUGCUAGGUAUUGUGUCCAACUGCACUGGCAUGGCCAUCAUGGCCUUUGCUACCCAGAACUGGGUCUACUUCUUUGCUCGUGGAAUCAUGAUGUUCGCUUGUAUUCCAAUGCCCACAAUAAGAGCACAAUUAUCCAAAAUUCUGGAUGCUCAGUUGUAUGGGCGUGUGUUUGGCUGGCUGCAGUCCAUCUUGGCUGUGACUACGGUCUUGUCUGAGGUGCUCUUCACUUCCAUUUACCCCCUUACCCUGGGCUGGUUUAGUGGCUUUAGCUUCUUGACAUCAUGUGCUAUCAGCUACCUCAGUGUCCUCCCUAUUCUUUAUCUGAAUUGGAGAGGAACAAGACAAGGAUACACCCCCAUUCCUGGCAAUGACCAAGCCUAACAUGUUGUCAACAUAGGAGAUUCCAAGCUAUACUGUAUCAAUCACCUAAGCUCUGCAUGAAAAACACUUAGGUGACCUAACUAGAUGACCUCCUUUGAAGACUGGUCAUUUUCUAUAUCUUCAUUUCAUUUAAUCCUAGAGUGUAACCCUCUUAAUAUUACCUUUACUAUGCAGGGUAAAUAGGGGACAAAAAGCAAGUUGUCAUUAUAUAUCAUGUUUAUAUGUCAGUAUUAUUCAUUGCACUAUAUGCUAAGUAUGGAUAGUUUGAAAAUGGGUCAAAAUUGUAACAAUAUGUAUAUAUAGAUGUGGUAUGUGAAAUGUGUUCCUGUGAGUAGUUAAAAGAUACAGUUGUUGCAGAAUUUGAUGGGGAAAGAGAUAUUAUUGUUUAAUAUUUGUGUACUUUCAUGUUUCUUCUUGGAUCUGCAUAUCCAAGUAUGCUAUAUCAGCUGACCAGAAACCUUAUAUAGUGCAAUUUUAACAGAACAUGUUAACCACUACACAUGAAUCUCAAAUUUAGGGACUUAUCUCAGUCUUGCAAGCUAGAAACUAAGAACUGUAUAUAUAGACCUACAGGGCAUUGGGUACAGAACUAACGAACAAUACUUAAUUAACCUAUUUUGGUAUUAUUAUUUAUAAUUUAACCGUUUUGAUAUGUCUUAAAAUGUAAAAGGCCAAAGGAUGAACAAAAGUAAAGUAGGUGGCCAAUUAUUUUUUUCUAUUUAUGUGUGUCACUGGUUAGACAUUGGUAGACAGACUUUCUUGGCAAGUAAGAAAUCAAAAACAUAAUAUAAAUAAAUAUUAAUUUAAUUUCAGCUGUUUCAUUUGUUUUUUGUUUUUUUCAUUUCAAUGCUCCAGACUCAACUGCUCUGGUGGAAAGCAACUUGCUUAGCAACAGCACAUUAUGCUUGCUGCUAGUUUACACAGUUGACCAGACCUGAGAUGUUCUGACAAGCCUUGGAAUCGAAAGUGAACAUAAGAUGCACAAUAAUCAUGUGCCAGAAGGGCUUUGUAGCGGAAUCCGGAAUUGAACUGUCUUUUAUUGGCUCUUAAUACCUCUUCCAAAGUAAAGUAGUCAAGAAUAAGGAAAGUACAAUUGAAAGUAGAGGUAAUUAAAACAACACACAAACACAGAGAAAGCUUAAAGGGAAUCACUGCCAGGGUGUAGGUGUGAUUCUGAGAAGUUAGGUUCUGCCAGAGACUUCACUGUCUAGUUCCCAUUCAACUUGGUGAAGGUGGGGGUGAUUGGUGGUGUGUCAUUCACAUGGCACUCUUCAGGUUUUAUUUAUGAGCUUUAGUCCAUCUUGCGGCUCUGUGACUGCAGAGUAAUUUAAGGCACCAAAGCUAUUAUCUCCUGAUAUACCGUUUGUCUUCCCCUACUGUCUGUUUCUCACUCCAAUAGAUCUAUUCUCCAUAUGCUUUGGCUCUUUCUGAUGGGUACUAUUGAGUAAGGCUUUCAGGCACCACUAAUUUGAUAGUACCAAUUAAAGAACUGUACCUCCAUAUUUUCUGAUUCACUUUUAGAUUUGGCAAUAUUGUUAUUUAAAUGUGUCAUGGUUCUGUGUUCCGGUCUGUCUUUCCUUGUUGGGCCGCCAGAGGGCGGUACUUCUGUUUUGUGUCCUGCUCCCCCUGUUUGAUUGUAUUAUUGUUUUCAAUUGUUCAAUUAUUGUUUUGUGGUUGUCUCGUUUUCCCUUCGCUCUCUGUGGCCUGAUUGUGCAUUGUGCCCUGCUGUGUCUCGUCAGUGUCUUGUCUAUUUAAGUUCCCUUCUCCCGGACUCAGGUGCUGGAUCCUUGGUUGUGUGUGUGUGUGUGUGUGUGUGUGUGUGUGUGUGCGUGCGUGUGCGUGUGCGUGUGCGCGUGCGCGUGCGCGUGCGCGUGCGCGUGUGCGAGCGCCUCUGAUCAUGUUUCUGCCCCGUGUGUUCCUGCCCAUGUUCUGUUUUCCACGUGCUUUUGGAUUUUGGAUUUGCGUUGCCCUGCGAGGCUUUUUGUUCCCUGCUUUAGUUCCUGUUUUGUAAAGUAAAGUCUUGGGUUCUAUUCACCGUU